AUGGCGCCGACACGGAUGGAGUUAUUGUUGGUGAUGCGAAUAAUUGGUAAUGCAAAUCUUCAUCUAAUACCAAUAUUCCUAUGGGACAGUCGUGCUAAUACCGAUCGCUGUAUUACACACGAUCCUCGUUUAAGGCGAGUGUCAACCUCCCGAACGAAUGAAAACAUCACGAAAAUUCAUGAAGUGAACUUGAAGGACCGUCGCCGAACAAUUAAUGAGCUUCUUGAUAUGACUGGUGUGUCCUGGAGCUCUUGCCAAAGAAUCUUGAGCGAUGAAUUACGAAUGAAGAGAGUUACAGCAAAAUUUGUGCCUCGCUUGGUUAUGGAAGACCAAACGCAGUCACGACUGAAUACGUGUCGUCGUGAACAGAAAAACAGUUGGGAGUUGAUCCGGAUCUUUUUGCGAAAGUCAUCAUUGGUGAAGAAAGGUGGUUCUUCAGCUAUGGCCCGGACACGAAGCAGCAAUCAAGUCGGUGGAAGAAUUCGAUUUCACUACGCCCUAAAACGGCAUUUCAAGUGA
Messenger RNA from Octopus sinensis (East Asian common octopus), 519 nucleotides. RefSeq lists its product as uncharacterized. The coding region runs from base 1 to 519 and encodes 172 amino acids. The transcript is spliced from 2 exons. NCBI's taxonomy places the organism in Eukaryota, Metazoa, Mollusca, Cephalopoda, Octopoda, Octopodidae. The record is from RefSeq and is a predicted model, not a curated record.